Messenger RNA from Nerophis lumbriciformis (worm pipefish), 1734 nucleotides. RefSeq lists its product as uncharacterized. Gene Ontology annotation, biological process: cardiac muscle thin filament assembly. Gene Ontology annotation, cellular component: Z disc. Gene Ontology annotation, molecular function: actin filament binding. NCBI's taxonomy places the organism in Eukaryota, Metazoa, Chordata, Actinopteri, Syngnathiformes, Syngnathidae. The record is from RefSeq and is a predicted model, not a curated record.
UUCCUCCAUGCGACCCCUGACCUAAAAUGAGUUUGACACCACUGGUUUACAUGAUGAAUCUGCACCCAGACGUCACGUGCAACAAAAAUAUUGAAAUAUAGCACCGUUUGAUUUUAUAGUAAUUGAUACCCCACGGAAUUCAGUCAGUGCAUUUAAAAAGUACCGAAUCCGGUACACAUCCCUAACUUCAGGUGACGAGCUCACCUGUACUCGCAUGCACGUGCGCGUCAGCGUGCAGGAAGUCCAUUCUUUCCAGCAUACGACACCCUCAAAAACACGCGGCGAUGAAGGCCACAUUGCUGAUAAGCUCCUGAGUGGAGGGCUAAAUGCGGCCGUCAUACGUGAUAAGACGUACUCGAUGAACGACACCCAGACGACAGGUCGUCACGCGCUCAAAGACCCGACUGAGGAACAGAAGGAAGCCUCAUCCAUCUCAGAGCACUGACCUGAGAAGUCAAACGUCUCGUGAAAGAGGAGAUGGAGCCAGCCAUAGAAGGAGAGGAGGCCUCGUCCGCACCUGAUUUAAAAUCAAACACCGAGGAAUUUUCCACGGUGGAGAUGGAGACACAAGAGACCUUCCGAGAGACCUUCCAAGAGACCGUGAGGACCUUCAGCUCUCGCCAAGACGCAUCCGGAGGGACGAAGAAGUGCGAGCCUGACGAGAACGCGGAGGAGGACAACAGGGCGGAGAGCGGAGGACAGGAGGAAGGAGGACAAGAAGAACCAGAAGAAACUAGAGGCCUUGAGGCUUCAGAUGCUGGACAGCCUUUGCUUCCUGAUCCAACCUUCAACAGGAGAUGCAGCCUCCUGGCCAGCGAGGUGAAGUACAAAGAAGACUUUGAGAAGAUGAAGGGUCAGAGUCUCUUUGUUCCCGGGGCAGAACUCAUCCACGCCAGGAACAUCAGCGCCAUCCUGUCUGAGUCCAAGUACAAAGAAGAGGGCAAGAAGGAGGCGUCGCUGUCGCUCUACUCGCUCCUUCCAGAAACGCCGCAGAUCCAACACGCCAGAGAAGUUUCUCAGCUCCAGAGUGAGGUUCGAUACAAAGAAAACAUGAAGACUUCCUCCUCGCUCUACUCGCUGCUGCCAGAGACCACUCAGACCCAAUUUGUCAAAGAGCUGACUGAGAUACUGAGUGAGAACAAGUACAAGGAGGAGGUGAAGAAGGAGAUGAGCAGCACUUUGUACUCUCAGCUUCCUGAAACGUGCGAGAUGCAGCUGGCCAAGAGCGUCCAUGAGUUUCAGAGCGAGAAAAAGUACAAAGAAGAUGGGAAGAGAAAGGCCUCCAUGUCCCUCUACUCCCAACUGGCCGACACUCCUGAGAUCCAACAUGCGCUGGAGAUGUCCCAGCUGCAGAGUGAUGUGAAUUACCGCCCCAAGGUGCUGGUUAAAGGAGCUCCUUUGUCUCUGUACUCUCAGCUUCCUGACACCAAGGAGCUCCAGUUUGCCAGAGAGAUGACUGAGCUGCAGAGUCAGAGCAAGUACCAAGAAGACGGCAGAAGAAGGCUCGGCCAGUCCUUCUACUCUCAGCUUCCGCAGACCAUGGAGACGCAGUUUGCCAAAAAUGUCGCUGAGCUACAGAGCGAGCGCCUCUACAAGGAGGCGGGGCACAAGAGCAAGGCAUUGUACUCGCUUCUGCCGGAGACCCUGGAGACGGCGCACGCCAAGGACGCCCGCGAGCUCGCCAGCGAGGUGACGACCGCUUUUCGUCCCGAGGACAUCACGAGCGACGUCUGA